Molecule: messenger RNA, 1695 nt
Organism: Melozone crissalis (California towhee)
Lineage: Eukaryota; Metazoa; Chordata; Aves; Passeriformes; Passerellidae
Gene: WASHC3
Product: WASH complex subunit 3
Exons: 7
Coding region: 24-629 (201 amino acids)
Biological process (GO): exocytosis; actin filament polymerization
Cellular component (GO): WASH complex
Source: RefSeq, a predicted model, not a curated record
CCAGCCCGGCUCGGCCCAGCAGCAUGGACGAGGACGGGCUGCCCAUCGUGGGCUCCGGCAUUGACCUCACCAAGGUUCCUGCUAUUCAGCAGAAAAGAACUGUAGCAUUUCUAAACCAGUUUGUGGUUCACACAGUGCAGUUUCUCAACCGCUUUUCUACUGUUUGUGAAGAGAAAUUGUCAGCACUGUCUCUCCGUAUCCAACAAAUUGAAACCACACUCAAUAUUCUGGAUGCAAAGUUAUCCUCAAUUCCUGGCCUAGAAGAUGUCAAAUUUGAAGUGUCCAGUGCAAAUGUGAACAGUGUUACAAAUGGUCCUGUGGCACAGGCUGCUACAGAUCCACAGACAGCUGGAUCACCUCAGCCUGGACAGAACAAUACACAAGAAGAAGGUUUGCAGAAAACAGAGGUGGUAACAGAAAAUGUCACAACUGUGGCCAAGGAUCCAAGAUAUGCCAGAUACCUCAAAAUGGUACAAGUGGGUGUUCCUGUAAUGGCAAUAAGAAACAAAAUGAUUUCCGAGGGGCUCAAUCCAGAUCUUCUCGAGACCCCAGAUGCCCCUGUGCCUGCCUGGGGAGAUGAUGGCAAAGCAGAAGAGAGUUCUGAUAGUGAAUCUUCUUUCAGUGACUGAAGAGACUGAUUCCAGCCUUUGGAAACCUUUGUUAAGUGCUCAUGUGUUUGGAGCUUUGGCAGACAAUGGUUUUGUGUGGAUCACACAGAUGAUAUGGUUUGUCUGAUGGUGUUUUUAAGAACUAAGAUCCUCCAUGUUCUGUUCUGGAAAGUUUGAACAGGCAGCAUGUUUCAACCUGCACCCUUCCCCCAUGAAAAUGAAUCAUGAGAUCCUUGCAGUUUUUAUGCUGCAUCAUAUCAGAUUCAUUUCUGGUCCUGCUGAAAUUACUCCAUAGGGCUCUAAGAAUUCCACACCUCUAAACCUCCAUUUCUCUAAAACUGCAUUCUGGUCAUUGUUAGAUUUUCUGUGUAACACAUUUAACCUACGUUGCCUUCUUUCUGCCUCAUAACUUAAAGGUAAAUUACCUUUGGAAAAUGAAAGUGUUUCACUGAUAAACUGUACCUUUUUUGCAAUAUCCUGUGUUUGCAGUGAUGCAGCAAGAAUUACAUAUAAGUUAGCUCUCUUAUGGUGAUUGCAAAUCAGUGAUACUCAGAUUGAGAAGAACUAAAAUACAUGUAAAAAUAUAUUAAAACCCAUUUUUAAUCUAAUUUCAAAGCAGAUACUGCUAUUCAGUGCCACAUUAGAGUCUGUAUGAAGCUGUUAAAGGAACUCCUGCUCUUGAAGGGUUGAUUUAUCCAGUUCAGGUUGUGGUGUUGUAGAAAGGUACAAACGUGACAAGGUUGGUUUGAAAAUGACACUGGGGAAAAAAAAGCAAGGGACUGGGAGAUCAUUAAUGGAAUGUGAGAUUGUGAGAUUCUGCUAUGUGGGUCAGUUGAAACCAUUUUCUGACUUCAUUGGCCUUACUCAAAAGAAGCUGUGGCUGAACAGUUUGCUUAGGAUGAGAAAUCACCUCCAGUUUGGUGCCUUUGCUGAUAAUUUCAGCAAAGAAGCUAAAAUUCAGGUUGUAUAAGGAUAAAACUACCUUGGCACCUCUUGAGGCACUCAUUGAGGAGCAAUAUAAAGAAAUGCCUGAUGUGCCCUGAAGAUUCUCCUCAGAAUUACUUGAUGUACUCUGUGACUCAAAAAU